Messenger RNA from Toxoplasma gondii ME49, 1172 nucleotides. RefSeq lists its product as hypothetical. The transcript is spliced from 2 exons. NCBI's taxonomy places the organism in Eukaryota, Apicomplexa, Conoidasida, Eucoccidiorida, Sarcocystidae. The coding region runs from base 63 to 338 and encodes 91 amino acids. The record is from RefSeq and is a predicted model, not a curated record.
CGUGUUUCCACACACACGUCUCGGACAAUCCGUAAAUCCACUUUCCCUCCAAGUCCUCCACAAUGAAAGGCCCUAGCAAGAUGGCGGCACGCCCCAAAGCCAAACCGGCGAAGAAGGCUCCGGUGAAGAAGGCAGCAGCGAAGAAGGCCGCAAGCGCACCCAAGAAAACCAUGUGCAAGCGAGCCGCAUCUGCGAAGCCUGCAGCUGCCGCAGCUCCCGCCAAGAAGGUCAAGAAGAUGGUCGCCAAGAAGGCGGCGACCAAAAAGGCGGCUCCGAAGAAGGUCAACGUCAAGAAGACUGCGACCAAAAAGGCAGCCAAGGGCAAGGGCAAGAAAUAAAUGCUGGGACGCUUCGUCAGUUCGCCUGGCGCAUGCUGCUCAGGUCUCUUGCAAGGAUAAUACGCUUGUCACCGUUUUCCGUAGAUCGCCUCGCUGGAUUAACAUAAUAGGCGGGGUUGUGUCGUUCUUCGCCUUUCAGACAUUCGUGGGAAGGUCUUGGCUCCACUUGGAAAGAGGGACGGAGGUGCUGUGUCUCGCGCAGCAUCUCGACGAGACAGGGAUUCGCUGCUUUCUGCGGCGACAAAAAGUGUAAGACACGUGCGACUUCAGAACGAGUGUCCUCUCGGGUGAGAUGGGGUGCCACGACUGGCCUCUUUCUCCCCGACUGCGGCCGAAAUCUUUGCGCCGAUCCACGAAGAAGGACCGACAUUUUUUGGCAAUCUGUUUUCACGAGAGUUUUUCCGAGCAGCCUUUCUCUGCGGCAGUCUGCUGCAUAGAACGGCGCUCCUCUCUCCUUUAGGCUUCUCUAGAAGCCACCAUUCGUUCAAAAAAAAACGAGCGCUACUUCCAAGAAACAAUGUUUCUACUGGUGUGGAGUAGUAAUCGCAAGAGUCGAGACACUGUUUUGAGAUACUUUUCGAGGCAUUGUUUGUUUCCCCGCUCUGCUUGCACGUCCGCGGUCUACAAGCCAUCAGGUGAAGCUGGUAACGCGUUUAUGCAAGUCCCCGAGGUGUUGUACUGACAGCACUACACAAUACAUGUUUUGUUGUCUCAGGUAGUAUUAAUGCGUUCUAGAAUGGUUUCGUCACACAUCUGGGCGCUGUCACUUCUGAAGUGGAAUUCAGUGUCUAAAUGCACACGUGACACGCAUUGCAAAAACUGUCUGAAGGGGAC